Molecule: messenger RNA, 1091 nt
Organism: Alnus glutinosa
Lineage: Eukaryota; Viridiplantae; Streptophyta; Magnoliopsida; Fagales; Betulaceae
Product: red chlorophyll catabolite reductase, chloroplastic
Exons: 2
Coding region: 40-996 (318 amino acids)
Biological process (GO): chlorophyll catabolic process
Cellular component (GO): chloroplast
Molecular function (GO): red chlorophyll catabolite reductase activity
Source: RefSeq, a predicted model, not a curated record
CAUAUAUGGAUUAGAUAUCUACUGUGAGAGGUGGAACGAAUGGCUAUCAUCUUCCACCACUUGCUACACCCGCCACACUGUUCUUCUCCACUUCCUGCUUUUUCGUCAUCAUCAAGGCCAUUGAGGUCUCAGAUCUCCUGCUCUUCCUCUUCAUCAUCGGCUCACAUGGAACCGCACAACGAAGGGCGAACAAAGUUCAAGGCAUUCCCGUAUGUCUCGGCCCCACACAGAAACCUGAUGGUGGAUCUCGUAUCAACGGUGGAGAACCGCCUGGACUCGCAGCUCCUUCCUUGCACUCUACCGCCUGAUGUACAGUACUACCAGAACCAGAGUGGGACCGGCUGUGCUUCGCUUCACAUCAGAUCUGGCCACAAGCCCUCCCAGAUUGAUUUCAUAUUGGGUAGCUGGAUACACUGUGAGCUACCAACGGGAGCAGCACUGAACAUAACAAGCCUGUCAGCCUAUCUGAAACCUUCCACCGACGCACCAAAUUUCCUUUUUGAGCUCAUUCAGAGCAGCCCAACAUCGGUAGUUCUCAUUCUCGAUUUGCCUCCUCGAAAGGACCUUGUUCUCUCCCCAGACUACCUCACCAAAUUCUACGAAGACACUCAGCUGGACAAACAUCGUCAAACGCUUGAGAAAAUCCCUGAGGUUCGACCCUAUAUCUCUUCGUCCCUUUACAUACGUUCCCUAGUGUCUCCUACGGCUAUUACGGUUCGUAUUGAGACGGAGGCAAGUGGACAGGGACGCAUGGAGGAGUUCAUAAAAGAUCAUGUAGAUCCCAUUGCAAAGGAAGUGCUGGGGAUCUGGUUGGAUCUGUGUGCUUGUGGGGAGAGAGAGGUGGGAGAGACUGAGCGAGCUUAUUUGGAAAAGAGGGAUGGGUUGGUUAAGAGCAGGACCAUUGAGAUUGAUUUGGGGUCAAGCUUGCCGAGAUUGUUUGGGCCAGAAGUGGCAGACCGAGUAUUGGGAUCCGUACGGAAGUUUUUUACUGCAUGAAAAGCUAUUUUGUUCAAUGUAAAGAGAAAUGCUAGAACAUGUAAAUAAGAGUAAACCCAAUAAAAGGGCCAAAUCCGCAGUUUUUCUUCUUCUUA